This is a messenger RNA of Ambispora gerdemannii, 1128 nucleotides long. NCBI's taxonomy places the organism in Eukaryota, Fungi, Glomeromycota, Glomeromycetes, Archaeosporales, Ambisporaceae. The record is from the annotation of a GenBank genome assembly.
AUGUCUUCUUUCGACAAAUACCUACAAGUGCUCAAUUCACUCAUUUUUGAAGAGGAACGUGUUGUUUCUUACAAAUGCCUUGGCCAGUAUCUCGGCGUACACCUGAACAUUGCUAAACAAAUACUUUUGAAGUUUGCAAAUACACAAUCAACUUCUGAAAAAGGAGUUCACGCCAUUUUCUAUCUCUGUGGAAUAACCCAAGAUGACCGGUCGCUUGUUACCCUCGUGCCCCAAGAAGAACUUGAAUCCACAAAAAGCGCAUUUAAAUCACUGUCAAGUGUUCAUGUAUACAGUAUUCAACUCUCUAAGCCCAUUAAUUCAUCUGUAGUUGUUCCUACAAAUCGUGAAUUUCGAACAUUAACAGUAAAUGAUCCGACAACAAUAAAUCAAAUUAUUAAUAAUAAAAACAUCACAGUCAAAGAUUCUCAAAAAAAACCUCAUUCGAUUAAUACUUCUACUGUUAACCAACAAUCAUCAUCAGCACACUCGAAACCAUCAAAUAAGAGUAGUUCACAACAACAACGGCACGCUGAAAACUCUCUAGUGUCAAAGAGUCAAACGUCGUCCAGAUUGAAAACUUCAACAAAGGCUUUGCUUGAUAAGAAAUCGCUCAACAUCAAAAAAGUUAACGGAAAAACAUCACCAAAGACAAAGACUGCCUCGAAAAUCACCGGGAAGAAGUCAAAAGAACCAAAGAGGAUUAUUGUGGAGAUAUCAGACGACGAAGAUGAGGAGAAUGAGGAGGAACGAGAUCGUCGAUUGGCAAGCAUGAAUGAGAUGACAAUGGAAAACAAUGAACAACAAACCACAAUAACAUCGCAAGAAUCAAUUCCGAAACGUCGACGUGCAAAACGAAAAAUUGCCAAACAAAGGACAUCAAAAAACUCUCGUGGAUAUGACGUUGUUGAGAAUGUUUAUGAAUCGGAAUCUUAUUCCGAGGAUGAUUUUGAAACGCCACCGCCACAACCUACUUAUAAACCUAAACCUAAAACAAUGACAACUAAGCCGCAGCAACAGCAAUCAGAAAAGCCUCUCACUGAAAAUUCAGAAAAGCCAAAAAAGACUAGCAAAAAGAAGAAUAGUGUGAUGCCGGGACAGUCGAAAUUGUCGGCCUUUUGGAAAAAAUGA